Gilbertella persicaria is the source of this 3822-nucleotide messenger RNA. Its product is annotated as P-loop containing nucleoside triphosphate hydrolase protein. Gene Ontology annotation, molecular function: ABC-type transporter activity; ATP hydrolysis activity; ATP binding. NCBI's taxonomy places the organism in Eukaryota, Fungi, Mucoromycota, Mucoromycetes, Mucorales, Choanephoraceae. The transcript has 3 exons. Gene Ontology annotation, biological process: transmembrane transport. Gene Ontology annotation, cellular component: membrane. The coding region runs from base 1 to 3822 and encodes 1273 amino acids. The record is from RefSeq and is a predicted model, not a curated record.
AUGACAACUACAGACGAGAAGAAAACAGACAUAAACAAAUCAAGUAAUAUGGAGUCAAAAACAUUAAAAGCAAGAGUUUCUGUUUUACAACUAUUUCAAUACGCCACCUUAAAAGAAAAGCUGCUGAUAUUCAUUGCCGUUCUACUGUCAAUUCUGUCAGGCGCGAUAAAACCUCUGUCUGUUAUUUUAUAUGGCAAUUACAUUACAAAAAUCACUUUUCUUAUUCAACAAAAUCAAACAGACGAUUUACAAAACAUGACGAAGCCAUUGAUUGGAAUGAUGAUGAUAAUGGGAACUAUGACUAUAGUCGCUGGUUAUUUCUCAUCCUUAUUGUGGAUCAGAACAGGGGAAGCGCAAAUACGAAGAAUAAAAAGCCUCUAUCUUCGCUCAGUACUAAAUCAGGACAUGUGCUGGUUCGAUAAUGCUAAAGAAGGCUCGCUUAGCAUUCGAUUGUCAUCCGAUACGCAGCUUUUACAAGAGGGGAUUUCCGAGAAAUACGGAUUAUGCAUUUUACUUGUGUCACAAUUCAUUUCAGGUUUUAUUGUUGCUUUUUAUACAGAUUACAAAAUGUCGCUUAUCACGCUGUCUACAUUUCCUUUGUUGGGUGCUAUAUGUUAUCUUUUGAUAAGAUUCGCAAAGAAGUAUGCGAUGCAAGCUCAAUUUGCGUAUGGAAAAGCAAGCACAGUUGUAGAACAAGCACUUCAAUCGAUUCGCACCGUUUAUUCUUUUACACUUCAAGCGAGAUUCUUGAAGCUUUAUGAAGCCAAGUUGAAAGAGAACUAUCGAUUUUUUGUCAAACAAAAUGUUGUUUUAGGUGGUGGCGUUGCUUUUUUUAUGCUCUUCUUUUUUAGUUCACUUGCAUUGGCACUUUGGUACGGUGCUCAUCUUGUCCAGGAAAACAAAUCAACAGGGGCUUCUGUCUUGAUUGUCUUUCUUUCCAUGGUCAGAGGGUGUACCUCACUUACUGAUUUGCCUGGAAAUCUAACACCAGUUAUUACAGCUUGUGGAGUUGCUCAUAAAAUAUUCGAAAUUAUUGAUCAAGCGCCAACUAUCAUAGACGGUAAAACCAAAAUGAUACCAUCUCAAGUCAAAGGUGCUAUUGAUUUGAACAACGUUGUUUUUUCGUAUCCUUCUCGACCCGAUAUAUGCAUAUUAAAGAACAUCUCCAUUCAUAUAUCACCUGGCACGACAGUAGCCUUUGUAGGUUCUUCAGGAUCCGGCAAAUCAACUAUUACACAACUGAUUCAAAGACUAUACGAUCCUGAAGAGGGCUCUAUCACGCUUGACGGCAUUGAUUUACGAGAUCUAAAUGUGAAAUGGUUACGAGAAACUAUAGGCAUUGUCAACCAAGAGCCAGUUUUGUUUAACACAACUAUUCGACAAAAUAUCCUUAUGGGCAGUCGUCCUGAGAAAAUAUGUUCAGAAAAAGAAAUGAUUUGGGCAUGUAAAGAGGCCAAUUGUCACGAAUUCAUCUCCCAGUUGCCAAUGGGAUACGAUACCAUCGUGGGCGAUCAAGGUUGUAUGCUUUCUGGUGGUCAAAAGCAACGUAUUGCCAUCGCUAGAGCCAUUCUAAAAAAUCCAAGCAUCUUGAUCUUGGAUGAGGCCACUUCAGCACUUGACAUGGAAUCCGAGAGCCAAGUUCAGAAUGCCCUUGAUCAAGCUUCUGUUUCACGAACUACAAUCGUUAUUGCACAUCGUCUAACAACAGUCAUGAAUGCGGACAUGAUAUUUGUACUAGAGCAAGGAAAAAUUAUGGAAUAUGGAAAGCACCAAGAACUGAUAGAAAAAAGAGGAUUAUAUUCUCAGUUAGUCAAUAACCAACUCAUUCAUAGAAACCGAGACACAAAUGGCCGUAAAGAUAGUAAUAUGACAGUUGUACAAGACUCAAGCCAGAGAAACUUCAAAAACAAUGACGAUAUACAUCAGAGUCAAGAUAGCUUGCUUUCAGACAAGACAGGUGAUUCAAAACACACAGUAUUUGAGAAAGUAAUAGACAAGGAAUACAAGAACCUACCCUUUAUCAAGCAAAAAAAGAAAGCGACAUCAUCUACGUUGAAGACGCUACGAAACAUGCGUCCAGAAUGGCCAAUGAUGGCAGCAGGUGCUUUAGGAGCAAUUUUGGAAGGCUGUAUCCUACCACUAUAUGCUUAUUCUUUUUCAACCAUUACUGCUGUUCUUUAUAAUCCAGUUCACUUUGAUCAAUCCCAACCAGUUGUAUUUCAAGGAGCCAAUAUGUAUUCUUUUAUUUUGGUUAUUGUAGGUAUUACUGCAUUUAUCGGAAGUGGGUUGAAUAGUGUUUGCUUUUCCCUAAGUGAAGGAAAAUACGCAUAUCGCCUACGGCAUCUAUUGUUCGCAACUUAUAUGAAACAAGAAGUUGGGUUUUUUGAUACUCAAGAGAACAACAUUGGAUCAUUAACAAAGAAGCUGGCUACUGACGCACUGGAUGCAGGGAAGAUUAUCACACGGGUUUGGAGUGAUUUGAUUGUUCUUAUGUCAGCACUCAUUGUUGGCCUAUCAAUUGCAUUUGUCCAUAGUUGGGAGUUAUCUCUGAUUGUGUUUGGAAUGGCCCUGGUAAUUGCUGCUGCCAAUGCGUAUGAUACACAAGUGGAGAAACGUUUUCAAGAGAAAAUGAAGCUUGCAAACACAGAUAGUAACAAAAUAGCCGUUGAAGCCAUUAGAGAAGCAAGGACAGUAACACGACUCAAUAGACAACAUGUAUUUGAAAAAUUAUAUCAUGAAGCAACAGAAUACCCACACCAACUCGCGAUUAAAAAAGCCUAUUUUUCUUGCAUUGGAUUUGCUCUUUUAAGAGGUAUCACGAUUUAUACAAAUGCAGUUGGAUUCUAUGCAGGUGCACGGCUCAUUACAAAUGGGAACAUCAAUUUUCAGCAAUUGUUUACGAGUAUCACAGUAUUAAUGACAGCAGCUGAAAAAGUAGGACAAAAACUGACAUUUGCAUCGAAUUUUGCAAGAGGAAAAGCAGCUAGUUUGGCCGUCGAUGAGAUUUUGGAUCGACCUUUACUGAUAGACGAUACGUUAGAAGGUCUGGAACCUGAGUCUAUCAAGGGAAAUUUUAAGUUACAAGAUGUUGCAUUUGCUUAUCCUAGUCGACCUAAUGCGCCUGUCUUCAAUGGCGAUUUCCAUCUAGAGGGCCGCGCAGGUCAGACUAUUGCUCUUGUAGGCCCUUCUGGCUGCGGCAAGUCUACUACCAUCGGUAUGAUGCAGCGUUGGUACGAUCCUGUCAAGGGCACAGUGUCUUUGGAUGACCAUAACGUCAAGUCUUACUCUGUCUACAACCUACGCCAACACCAAGCCCUGGUCUCGCAAGAGCCUAUCCUGUUUGACAUGUCGAUAGGCGAGAACAUCCGCUUCGGUAUUGACGAACACAAGCAAGUGACUCAGGAGCAAGUAGAAGAAGCAUGCAGAGCUGCCAACAUCCAUAGCUUUAUUGCUAGUCUUCCUGACGGUUACGAUACCCGUGUCGGCGACAAAGGCUCUCAGCUCUCGGGAGGCCAAAAGCAGCGUAUUGCAAUUGCGCGUGCUCUGAUUCGCAAGCCUAAGGUGCUGUUGCUUGACGAAGCGACUUCUGCACUGGAUAGUGAGAGCGAGCGACUUGUGCAAGAAGCGCUGGACAACAUUUUGCAAGAAGGAGGCAGGACAACAAUCACGAUUGCCCACCGGUUGUCUACAAUCAAGAAUGCAGACCUUAUCUGCGUGGUCAAGGAUGGCCAAGUGAUUGAACAAGGCACCCAUUUUGAAUUAUUAGAACUGAAUGGAAUUUAUAGUGAUAUGGUCCAAAAGCAAUCUCUUGACUCGAAUUAA